Messenger RNA from Phytophthora nicotianae INRA-310, 425 nucleotides. RefSeq lists its product as hypothetical. The transcript has a single exon. NCBI's taxonomy places the organism in Eukaryota, Oomycota, Peronosporomycetes, Peronosporales, Peronosporaceae. The annotation marks the transcript as partial. The record is from RefSeq and is a predicted model, not a curated record.
CCAUGCGACACGCACAGACCUUCGUAGUGAUCUCGACAGCCUUUCUAGCUUCCAGCAAAGCCCUCUCGACAGCCACGAAGCUCAGUCAAAUCUCCACGGAGCCUUGGGUCGAUGGUCCUAACCAACGUUUCGUGAGGACCCACCCCACUCCCGACGAAGACGAUGAUGACCCCGAAGAAACUCAUCUCACUACCGUCCAAGAUAACAGCGACUCCGAAGAAGGAGGUCUCAAGAGCAAAGACUGGGAAGAACUAGCAAAAUACGCUAAGAACUUGGGUCUUGAUGUGGAGAGAGCUGAGCGGAGCGCAACGUAUCUGCAUACUAUGCAGGAUGCAUACACGAAGUACCAAGCGCAACUUAACAAAUUGAUUCAAAAGCGCCGAUCCAAGGGCCCCUCGAUGAUCUCGUAUGAACGUCGGGGAUAA